UGCGCGUGUGGCUUGAGUGGGUGGGGCCUGAGAGAUUCGAAAGGAGCCCCGCCCCCUCGGAGCUGAUUCCCGGGACUAGGUUGCGGGAGAAAGCCUGUUGCGUGGAAGAUAAGGCAGCGCGGGAACUGGAAAUAGGGUGGGCUGGAGCUCAGAUCUAACUGGACUCUCGCUCGUGCUGGCUGGACAUGGAGGAUUUGGAGGAAGAUGUAAGGUUUAUUGUGGAUGAGACCUUGGACUUUGGGGGGCUGUCACCAUCUGACAGCCGUGAGGAGGAAGACAUAACAGUGUUGGUGACUCCAGAGAAACCACUUCGACGGGGCCUCUCCCACCGAAGUGACCCAAAUGCCGUGGCUCCUGCCCCCCAGGGUGUGAGGCUCAGCCUAGGCCCCCUCAGCCCAGAGAAACUGGAGGAGAUCCUCGAUGAGGCCAACCGGCUGGCCGCCCAGCUGGAGCAGUGUGCCCUGCAGGAGCGGGAGAGCGCAAGCGAGGGCCUGGGGCCUGGCCGAGUGAAGCCCAGUCCUCGGCGGGAGACCUUUGUGCUGAAGGACAGUCCUGUCAGAGACCUGCUGCCGACUGUGAACUCUUUGGCUCGGAGUACCCCCUCCCCAAGCAGCCUGACGCCUCGACUCCGGAGCAGUGAUAGGAAGGGGUCAGUCAGGGCUCUCCGGACAACAUCUGGAAAGAGGCCCUCCAACAUGAAGAGGGAGUCACCCACUUGCAAUCUGUUCCCUGCAUCCAAAAGCCCAGCAUCUUCUCUUACCCGAUCGACUCCCCCAGUCCGGGGGAGAGCCGGGCCCAGUGGGAGAGCAGCAGCCAGCCCACCCGCCCCCGUCAGAUCAGUCCUGGCCCCACAGCCUUCUGCCAGCAACUCUCAACGCCUGCCCCGGCCACAGGGAGCAGCUGCUAAAUCUUCCAGUCAACUGCCCAUUCCCUCAGCCAUCCCCAGGCCUGCCAGCCGAAUGCCACUCACCAGCCGGAGUGUGCCACCUGGCAGAGGUGCCCUACCUCCGGAUUCUGUGUCAACUCGAAAAGGGCUUCCAAGACCAAGCGCUGCAGGACACAGAGUGCGGGAAAGUGGACACAAGGUUCCUGUUUCCCAGCGACCAAAUCUUCCUGUCACGGGUGCCACUCGCAGCAAUCUGCAGCCCCCCAGGAAAGUGGCAGUCCCAGGACCUACCAGGUAAAGAGAUCAGGACAGCAAGCAAGACUUCAGUAGCAAACCACUACAGUCAGUACCUGGACUUGCCUCUACCCGGCAGACCCUGACGCCAGCAGAUUCUGGCCCAGGGACAGGAGGAAGAGAUGCCACCAGGGCUGGUCUCCCAGGAGGAGAGACCAUGGGAAAUGGGGUGGAUUAGGGUUGAGCUGGAGAAGUCUUAAACUCUCUGGGUUGAAAGAAGAUUAGGGGAAAAGAGGUCACCUUCCAGCAGUGAAAUGAACAAACAGAAAAUGAGAAGUACAGGCCGGUGGUUUGUCUUUAUCCACCCCCACAGUUGUGGUCAGCCCCAGAGAAUUUGAUGUUCUUCCCCGGAAUUGGUUCACUGGACAUUUCCAUAUGAGUGGCCUCCGUCGCUAACCUCCCUGCCCUCUGAGGAGCCGUCUUCCUGAAUUGCAUUCUCUACUGGACUCCGGCCUGCUUGGAGAGGUGGCAGCAGGCACCUGGACUUCAGAAAUUGUUUCCUGUGAAUUCUGUGACUCCUAAUAGGCCAGUUUGUGAUAAGCUUACUCUAUGAGUCUUCAUUUUUCUAAAAUAAAGUGAACGUAUUUUUAUAUUCUCUGUAUAUCUA
This is a messenger RNA of Macaca mulatta (Rhesus monkey), 1787 nucleotides long. RefSeq names its product proline and serine rich coiled-coil 1 (gene PSRC1). The record is from RefSeq and is a predicted model, not a curated record. Gene Ontology annotation, biological process: mitotic metaphase chromosome alignment. Lineage: Eukaryota; Metazoa; Chordata; Mammalia; Primates; Cercopithecidae. Gene Ontology annotation, molecular function: microtubule binding. Gene Ontology annotation, cellular component: microtubule cytoskeleton; spindle microtubule; spindle pole.